AUCAAAACAAUGUCGAUACUCCGGCCGAACAACGACCUCGAGGUUCCCCUCGGAUCCAUCAUUCUCGUGACUGGAGUCUCAGGCAUGAUUGCCAUCCAUGUCGCGGAUGAGGCUCUGAAGGCAGGAUUUCGCGUGCGUGGGACUGUGAGGUCAAAGCAGAAAGGGGAAGAAACUGCAAAGCUUCUCAACUCGCCAAAUUUCGAGUUUGCCGUUGUCCAAGAUAUGGCGGCCGAGGGGGCAUUCGAUGAGGUCAUUAAGGGCGUCUCCGCCGCCAUCCAUUGUGCAUCCAUUGUGUCCUUUUCCGGCAUCAUCGACGAGGUGAUUAGUCCAACCAUCAAAGGAACCACAAACAUCCUCGAGGCCGCUCUCGAGACUCCAAGCGUGAAGAGUGUGGUUUUGACCUCGACCAGCGGUGCGGCGUCGGGUCCUCGGCCGGGCGUCAAGUUUCACAUUGGCCGCAACACCUGGAACCAAGCCGCUGUAGACGUAGUGAAGAACACGCCGCCGGAGAAGCGCGCGGAGAUGGGCUUUGAAUGGGGUUACUUGGUCUACGUCGUAUCUAAGAUAGAAGCCGAGCGGGCCGCGUGGGACUUCAUAGAGCAGAGGAAGCCUCCCUUCAGGGUCAACGUGAUCAACCCGGCCAUGAACUGGGGCAAGGUCAUGGGCUCCAUGGGCAUCAGCGGAGGCCAAGUGAUGAGCGUCUUGGAUGGAAAUGUUCCACCCAUCCCUUCCGUGUACAUGGCGGAUACCAUCGAUGAUGCUCGAAUUCACGUUGCAGCUGCCAUUGACGCCACGGUGGCUAGCGAGAGGAUUUUUGUUUGCGAUUCUCCUUUCAACUGGAGACUCGUCAUUGAGACUUUGCAAAAGGCGUUGCCCGAUGCGCAGCUCCCUGCCCCCGACCCGAACGAGCUGUUGGAUAUCAGCACCAUUGACAACGCCCUUGGCGCUAAACUUUUGAACAGGUGGUGGGGACAGCCUGGUUACAAGGGCUUGGAGAGGACCAUUCGGGAAACGUUGGAAAUGUGCCUAGAAAAAAGGAAUGGGCAUUACAAGCGGCGGCCCCUUGAUCAUUGA
Messenger RNA from Lindgomyces ingoldianus, 1074 nucleotides. RefSeq names its product NAD(P)-binding protein. The record is from RefSeq and is a predicted model, not a curated record. The transcript is spliced from 2 exons. The annotation marks the transcript as partial. Lineage: Eukaryota; Fungi; Ascomycota; Dothideomycetes; Pleosporales; Lindgomycetaceae. Gene Ontology annotation, molecular function: oxidoreductase activity, acting on the CH-OH group of donors, NAD or NADP as acceptor.